Molecule: messenger RNA, 2847 nt
Organism: Cucumis sativus (cucumber)
Lineage: Eukaryota; Viridiplantae; Streptophyta; Magnoliopsida; Cucurbitales; Cucurbitaceae
Product: cytosolic endo-beta-N-acetylglucosaminidase 1
Exons: 13
Coding region: 497-2650 (717 amino acids)
Biological process (GO): protein deglycosylation
Cellular component (GO): cytoplasm
Molecular function (GO): mannosyl-glycoprotein endo-beta-N-acetylglucosaminidase activity
Source: RefSeq, a predicted model, not a curated record
AACUAUGCUUAAAACUGAAAACACUACCUUUUAUUGCUUAUUAGAAAGCCCAUUUCCCCCCCGUAACUUACGCCUUUCAUUCGAAUCGAUUGAAGGUCCACCAGAACAACAAUGGCAGCAACCCAAUAUAGAAGUCACCGUCAAUUCCUCUCCACUAUCUUCAUUUUACGCAAUGGAAUAAGUAGAAGAAGAAGAAAACCAAAAGCAAAAAUCAAUGCUUCUUCGUCCGCAUAAUGUGUCUCAAGGCAUCGAUUCUUCCGUUUCUUUCAAAUCGGAAUCGUUUCUGAAUAGUGAGAAUUAAGAGUAAUAAAGGUUUUCGCGCAAUCGUGUUUGUUUCCUGACUCCGAGAGUCAACUCUGCGUAUUUGUUUACUUUAUUACUUGUACGCUUUUCUCUCUCUUUAUAAAUUCUCAAGUUCCGGUUGCAAUCUGAAACCUAGGUAGGUAUUAGCAUUACCUUGAACUUGCAAACUAGCUCCAUUUCUUUCUUCUUCAUAAUGGCGGAACAGAGCACUAUCUCAACAGGAUCGGAUCCUCCUCCAUUUGACCCAACUGAACCGUCUACUCCUAUUGCUUUCCCAAUCAAAACUCUCGAGGACCUUGAAUCAAGGGCCUACUUCAAGUCAUUCCAUUACCCAUUUAAUAAAUCCACGGUUGCUCUUCAACCUCUGCCGUUGCCUGACCGGCGGAGAAUGCUUGUGUGUCAUGAUAUGGCUGGUGGAUAUAAAGACGAUAAAUGGGUUCAGGGAGGAACUAAUCCAGAUGCUUUUGGAAUAUGGCAUUGGUAUUUGAUCGAUGUUUUUGUGUAUUUCUCGCAUGAUUUGGUCACGCUUCCACCUCCUUGUUGGACAAAUACAGCUCACAGGCACGGCGUCAAGGUGCUAGGAACUUUUAUUCUUGAAGGAGGGGGAAAGGAUGUUCGGGAUACCUUGCUUUUAACAAAGGAAUCUGCUCAAAUGUAUGCGGAGCGCUUAACCGAACUUACUAUUGCAUUAGGCUUUGAUGGAUGGCUGAUGAAUAUGGAAAUCUCUUUGAAUUCUCACCAAAUUCCCCAUAUGAAAGAAUUUGUCAGCCAUUUAACUCGGUCUAUGCAUUCUAAGCUACCAGGAUCUUUAGUUAUAUGGUAUGACAGUGUAACCAUAGAUGGUAAGCUUGACUGGCAAAAUCAAUUGAAUGAGAGAAAUAAACCUUUCUUUGAUAUCUGCGAUGGAAUAUAUGUAAACUAUGGUUGGAAAGAAGAUACUCCUAAAAAUUCUGCUGCUGCUGCUGGAGAGAGAAAGUAUGAUGUGUAUAUGGGCAUUGAUGUUUUUGGGAGAGGUACUUAUGGUGGUGGAGAAUGGCAUACAAAUGUUGCGCUGGAUCUUCUGAGAAAGGAUGAUGUUUCGGCAGCCGUAUUUGCUCCUGGGUGGGUGUAUGAGCACGAGCAGGAAACAGAUUUUCAGACUGCUCAAAAUAAAUGGUGGAAUCUUGUGAAGAAAUCCUGGGGUUUAGUGCAAAGUUACCCAAAACUGUUACCAUUCUACUCAAAUUUUGAUCAGGGUCAUGGUCAUCAUGUUUCCAUAGAUGGAGAACAAAUAUCAGAUGCUUCUUGGAACAAUCUGUCCAGUCAAGGGUUCCAGCCUAUACUUGAUGUGACUGAUGCUUCAACUUCACAUUCUAUCCAAGCUUAUUUAAAUUUUAAGGAAGUCUACAAUGGGGGAGGAAGCAUUGCAUUAGAAGGGACUCUGGAGCAAAAUUGCUACACUGAAAUACGACUCUUUCGAGGAGAGCUUGUUUUGGGGGAAGAUCCUUUAAUAUGCAUGUAUUCGUCACAGUUAAAUGGGGAUUCUCAAGUAGGCCUUUCGUUGGAGUUUCUUUCUAACACAAAUAAGAGAAAGUUACUUCUUACCUCCAGCAUUCAAAAGCAAUUCUCAAACGAUUUCUCCGAAGUGAUUGAGACAACUCCACUUGAAGCACCUAGAAUUUCUCCUCACUGGUCCGUUCAAGUAGGUCGUAUUCAAAUGAAUGGAUACAAACUAACAAAUAUAAAUAUUCUAUGCUACAGAUCAAGCCUUGAAACUACUGAACCAAAAUACACAUCUGAACUUGACAAAAAUAACACACUAGAUCGCAAUUCGUCAUCCAAGUACUUUGCAGUGCUCGGAAGUAUCACUUUACGAACUUGUGAGGAACCAGAUCUUCCUCCCAGUGAUUCAUGGAUAGUUGAAAGUCCAUAUACUAAAUGGACUCCAAGUCCAGAGGGAACAAGGACACUUGACAUUAAGAUCACUUGGAAGUUGAAAGAUAGCAGUAACCACACAGUGAUGGAUCACUACAAUGUCUAUGUGGUAAAAGUAGCCGAAGGUUGCAAAUCCCAUGUGGACGAAAUACAAAAUGUUCCAGAGUACCUUGGGGUGGCACAUGUAGAAGCUUUUUAUGUUUCUAACCUUGCAGUUCAUUCUAGCACCUCACGGCUCAAAUUUAUGAUCCAAGUUUGUGGAGUGGAUGGGAGUAGCCACAGGUUGGAAGACUCUCCAUUUCUUUAUUUGGAUAUUGAAGAUAUAUGGGUUUGCAAAUGUUCAUCUCUCAGUCAAAUCUACUCCGUCUUGACGUCUAUGAAAGAGACCAUAAGGGCGUCAAUAAAGAACAUGAUCGUUGAGUUCGUGAAAUGAAGAUGAAUGAAGAAUGCAAUUGAAUUGCACAACUUUUUCAUAGACAAUUCAAACGUACACUAAGUAUUCUUAUUUAAUUUGUAUUGACUUUCUUUAUUUUCCCUAAUAAUGUAUUUCUUCAUAAUCAAGCAAUGUCAAUAAACUUGUUUCUUUUUAUACAAAUAAAAGCAGAAGCUCCAAUCAAUGGUACAUCUUGA